This is a messenger RNA of Mesocricetus auratus (golden hamster), 4500 nucleotides long. RefSeq names its product HUS1 checkpoint clamp component (gene Hus1). The coding region runs from base 84 to 929 and encodes 281 amino acids. The record is from RefSeq and is a predicted model, not a curated record. Gene Ontology annotation, biological process: mitotic intra-S DNA damage checkpoint signaling; double-strand break repair via homologous recombination; meiotic DNA integrity checkpoint signaling. Lineage: Eukaryota; Metazoa; Chordata; Mammalia; Rodentia; Cricetidae. Gene Ontology annotation, cellular component: checkpoint clamp complex; nucleolus; site of double-strand break. The transcript has 8 exons.
CGCCCGCGUUUCCCCGCCGGGACGCUCUGGGAGGGACUUUCUGCCCGCCUCCGGCCGAAGCCGCUGCCGGCUUGGAAGCAGCCAUGAAGUUUCGCGCCAAGAUCGUGGACCUGGCCUGCCUGAAUCACUUCACACGAGUCAGUAACAUGAUAGCCAAGCUUGCCAAAACAUGCACCCUUCGCAUCAGCCCGGAGAAGCUGAACUUCAUCCUUUCGGACAAGCUGGCCAGUGGUGGGGUGAGCAUGUGGUGUGAGCUGGAGCAGGAGAACAUUUUUAGUGAAUUUCAAAUGGAAGGAGUCUCUGCAGAGAACAAUGCGAUUUAUUUAGAAUUAACAUCAGAAAACUUAUCCAGAGCCUUGAAGACUGCCCAGAACGCCAGAGCCUUGAAAAUCAAGCUGACUAACAAACAGUUUCCCUGUCUUACUGUGUCUGUGGAGCUGCAGUUGUCCUCGUCAAGCAGUAGUAGAAUUGUGACACAUGAUAUCCCCAUAAAGGUUAUUCCUAGAAGAUUGUGGAAGGACUUACAAGAACCAUCUGUCCCAAACUCUGAUGUCAGUAUUUAUUUACCAGCCUUGAAGACUAUGAAGAGUGUUGUAGAAAAAAUGAAAAACAUCAGUAAUCAACUGGUUAUUGAAGCAAACCUAAAUGGAGAACUGAACCUAAAGAUAGAAACUGAAUUGGUGUGUGUGACAACUCAUUUUAAGGAUCUUGGAAACCCUCUAUUACCCUCUGAGAGUGUCUCUCAAAGCAGACACCCGGAAGACAUGGCCGAGGUACACAUUGACAUAAGGAAACUCCUCCAGUUCCUUGCAGGACAGCAAGUGACUCCCACCAAGGCUGUGUGCAACAUUGUCAGUAACAGAACUGUUCAUUUUGACCUGCUUCUGGAAGACGUCUCCCUUCAGUAUUUCAUCCCAGCCUUGUCCUAGCACCGUGCCAGCAGAGUUGGCAGCACAGAGACCUUUGCUGAGACGACAGAAGCCCUGGAUGGUGGGAUCAGUCAGCUGUCCGUCCUCACAGCACCACAGACUUGUCCUGGGCGGUGCUGCUCGAAGCAGAGAUGGAAUUAAUGGAGCACAGCUGGAUAACCACCCUUUCGUAUUACUCAAGGCCAGCACCUGCGCCUUCUUCUCCCCUUGGUCUAAGACGUUACGAAGCAAAGAUAGAAUUUGUUUGUAUAGGGUCUUUUGUUUUGUUUUCCUCUGGAGCUUGAGAUGAGAGCAGGGCUUUUGUGUGCUAAGCUCCUGCUCUGCACUGAGUUGCUCCCCAGACAUCCUAAAGUGUGACUAGCAGAUUGACACUGAAGUUGUGAAAGUCGUCAUUUGAAUAGAAUUGGUGUUGCGGUCAGAAUUCGCAGGCGUACUCCCCAGCUAGUUUCCUGCUCAGUCCCCGGUAUAGCGCACUGUCUGCUUUCUGGUUUUAGCAUGCUCAUCUCUCCCAAGUCUGGGCGUUCAAUGCACACUGCACAGCCCGCUGUCCCUGGCAGCAUGCCUGGUUUCUCACCACUGAGUGUUCAGCUGCAGCGUGUGGAGCCUUGCCCAACUCACUGAAGAUUCCAGUCCACUUCCUUCUCACUGCCUGGGGAACCUGCAGAGCCAGAGACCUGAAGGCCAGCCCAACCAACCCACUUCCCAUCUUAAAUGUCCUUCUGUGUCCUUUCUGCCUGAGCCCACUUUGGUUUUAGGUUAUAACUUAUUUUCCUCUUUUGUAGUGCUCAAGGUCAAACCCAGGGCUGGGUACAUGAUAGGUAAGCACUCUAUGCCAAACUAUAUCCCCAGUCAUUUAAACCAUAAUUUUGUGUAAUUCUUUAAAGCACCCGGUGUUUCUCAUAGAGCAGUUGAAGCUUGGCCAUCAUGGGUGAAGCUGUAUUCUGCUCCUGUAUUGGUGCUAGCCCAUCCUGGAUGGUGUGCUUUCUACAAAAGCCCCUCAGCAGGCCUUUUGUUUUAACUAGGUGUCAGGUAGCCCAUGAGGUGGCAUCAGAACUGUUUUCAUGUCACAGAGUCGAGGCCUAAGUUGCCUAGGGUAAGAUUUGAAGGAGGGGGAGGGGAUAAACAAAACAGCAUUUCUUUCUUGGCCUUUUCAUAUUAUUUAGGGAACGUGCUAUUUCUCAAGUGCUGCUACGAUUAUUUGUUUCAGUUUCAGUUUCAGUUUUUAUUAGCCAGGUUCACAUGUAGUUCAAGCUGCAGCCAAGAUUGGCCGUGAACUCCUGAGCCUCCUGCUCCAAGUGUUGAGAUGACAGAUGUGAGCCGCCACACCUCUGGCUCUACUGAUACCUACUAAGAUAUAUUUAGUUAAACUAGCAUCUUAAAAUUAGGGAUUCCUUAACUGUUGAAGCGUUUCUCUCUUCUUUGGCUUGUAAUGAAAGACAGCCCAGGUGCCAUGAAGAAGCCUCAAAGUCAUGAUGCAAAUGAGAUUUCAGGAAGUUCCCUAUGAAGCUUGUUUUUUUUUUUUUGUCAAACUAUCAGUGUCUCACUAGUCACUAAUGUCACUGCUGUGUCGCAUGCUGAUGGCCAUGACUUUGCUUAGUAACACCUUGGGGGAGAAGCCUUCGUGGCAGUCAAGAGGUUGUGGUCUUUCUGGUUCUUGUCACAAUCUCUGCAUGGUGUUCAUAGCUUGCAUCUCACAGAGCUGUAGUCAAGGGAGGGAACUCGGAGUGGGGUCGUGAGAACUCGGAGCUGCUUAGUGGACCCCACCCUGAGGUGAGACUCCGUGAGAGCAGAGAAGCGUGGCUGUGUAGAAGGAGCGAGAGGUCUGAGGUUUCAUUUACCCUGAUCGCCUAGGACGUAAAGCUCGAAGAGUGCUUCCCUGGAUGUUAGAGCCAGUGAGAUACCCCGACCUUGCCUGCCCGGGCUCAGAAACCACAUGGUAGCCAUGUCUCGUACUGAGAUUAAGACUGUCCUCAGAGAGUCAGAGACGAGAGGAACUAAUGCAGCCACUCGUGCCGAUGUCCAAGCGGCCUUGUUAUCGUGUGGCCCUGCCCUGCGCCCUGCUACAAAGAAACUUGCUCUCGGAACCCUGAAAAGCAGCUCUGCAUUAGUCUUGAGGCAGGGAUGCUAGCCCUUUCACCAGGUGCGGUGGCCGAUGACAUCCUGGCAAAUGUCAUCCAGUUGGUGGAGUGUCUGUUGUGGUGGAUAAAAUUCUGUGCUUUUUUAUUUUAAAGCCUUUAUUGGUGUAUCAGAAUAACAGCCUAGAGGGUUUUUCUGAUGGUUCAGUAACGCUUUUCUUCCCCUCCUUUCACUCUGGGACAACCAAUUAUUUUCUAUCUUUGCUUGCUCUGGGCAGUUUUCUAACCUCUGCCCCAUCCUUUACUACCACUCUGAGGGCUCACCAGGAGGAUCUUGACCCUCGUAGUUGUAGAUCAGCGUCCAUAUAUUGAAUACAUACUUACCUCAGCCUUCAUAACAUGGCUUUGUCCAUGGCCAUGCUUGUAUAGUAAGUCUGUCUAAAUUUCUGUACGCCUGCACACACUGCAACCAUUGCAAAGCUUGAUGGCUUUAUCGUUUCUACCAGGGUGGGCUCCCAGAAUUCUUCACACUUCCAUUGCGGUAAGGCUGGUCACGUUUCUUCAUCCUAAUGGCCCUGAGUAGGCUAUCUGUUCACACUGUCCCUUGUGAAGAGACCAGACCCAAGCAGGUCUCCUACAAAGUCUCAGAAUGGGGGGGAGCCAGAUGCCCAGACCACACCUAUUUUUUCCACUGUAGAACGAAAUGCAGGGAAUUUCUCCAUGUGUGGCCCCGUGAGCUUGGAAAAGUAGCCUCAUAGUUACCCUGAUGUAUUUACUGUUUGCACAUGGUUUUGCAUUUCUCUGUGGCACAAUGGGUGCCACAGCUACACUCCGGAGUUUGGAGAAUUCAGGGUGGUCAUCUUGCUACUGGAAAGGUACUAGUUGGAAUUAUGUGGGGACAUGGAAAAGGCAUAGAUUUCUACCACCAUUUUGCCAAUGUCGCACUCCAGUUCUGUGCUUUUAUGUGGAUUCUGGUGGAGAAUCUAAAAGGGAGCUUGUGUUUGUGGAUUUUUCUCUAAGAACAGUGUUCAACUAGGAGAUGAUAAAUUAGGGUCAUUUGGACAUUGUGGGGAGAGGGGGUGCUAGGACCACUACCUGGGGUGCCAUUUGCUCUCUGUGGGAAAGCUUGAAACCGCUCCCUUUGACUUAAUACUUAGCUCAUAAGACUUGUUAUACAAGUUAUGAGCAAAGCUGAGUACUGCUCUAAAUUAAGGAUUUCUUAAUGUGAAUGACUCGGGAAUUGGUAGAUGAUGUGUGCUGUGAUGUCAUUUCCUAACGCUACAGGACAAAGUAGUAUGUAUGGUGACAAACCCAAUGGGAUGUUGGUGUUCAGUGUGGCAGAGAAGACCGGAAGCAUACAUCUACAUACAGCAUACAGCGAGCUCUGGGUGCUUUUUAUUUCAAUCUUUUUACACGUGUGUAUUUGCUAACAAUUUCAUAACCAUCUUUGUCAUGAAAUUAUUUUAUAGAAUUAAAUAUUUAUUAUUUGACUAUUA